Messenger RNA from Nematolebias whitei (Rio pearlfish), 626 nucleotides. RefSeq names its product prefoldin subunit 6 (gene pfdn6). The record is from RefSeq and is a predicted model, not a curated record. Gene Ontology annotation, cellular component: prefoldin complex; cytoplasm. Gene Ontology annotation, molecular function: protein-folding chaperone binding. Bases 125 to 502 code for a protein of 125 amino acids. Gene Ontology annotation, biological process: chaperone-mediated protein complex assembly; protein folding. The transcript has 4 exons. NCBI's taxonomy places the organism in Eukaryota, Metazoa, Chordata, Actinopteri, Cyprinodontiformes, Rivulidae.
AACAUCCGGUCUAUGUGCUCCUUUUUCCUGUCAGCUAAUGCGGAGUUGUGAUGUUGUGUAGUUAAACCACGGCUCAGGUUCAUUUCUUUAACUUACAGAACUGCUUAGGAAAUAUUUAACAAAUAUGGCAGACGCAAUUCAAAAGAAACUAAAAGCGGAAUUAGAAAAAUAUACACAGCUGCAGAAAGAUGUUAGUAAAAGCAUGUCGUCCAGACAGAAGCUAGAAACGCAGCUGACUGAGAACAACAUUGUCAGAGAGGAGCUCGAUCUGUUGGAAAGCUCGAACACGGUUUAUAAACUUAUUGGUCCAGUUUUAGUGAAACAAGAUUUGGAUGAGGCCAAAGCUACUGUUGGAAAACGACUGGAGUACAUCACGGGAGAACUUCAAAGGUAUGAGGCGCUCCUGAAAGACAUGGAGAAGAAAUCUGAGCAGCAUCGAGAGGUCCUGACCAGCCUUCAGCAGGACUUUCAGAAAGCUCAAGGCCUCGCUGGGGCCAAAUGAUCGUCACUUUCACACACAGCAGAGCGGAGAUGAAGACACGUAAAGACACGACACGCUGCGCCCGGGCAGUCUCAUGACUGUGACUCUUCUCUUCUUGAUAAUAAACAUGGUGUUUUGCUUGAAA